Molecule: messenger RNA, 1270 nt
Organism: Durotheca rogersii
Lineage: Eukaryota; Fungi; Ascomycota; Sordariomycetes; Xylariales; Xylariaceae
Product: NAD(P)-binding protein
Exons: 3
Coding region: 262-1116 (284 amino acids)
Molecular function (GO): oxidoreductase activity
Source: RefSeq, a predicted model, not a curated record
GCCUCUCGCCACGAUACCCGCGUAGCCGCACCAGCUAGCGACAGUCACUUCCGUGCUUGAGGAUCCCGCGUCUACGGCCGUUGACCCCCUCCCUCCUCACACCUGUCUAAGCAAGCAGACUUAUUAUACCGAUCUCGCGUCCCCGACCUCGACGGGCUAACUCUUCUAUACCCUCCCCCUCCCCCGCCCUCCUAACGUUGUUUGCCCCGGGUAGAAGGGGACCUCCCUGUGGCCAAGGCAAUUUACUAGACGACUGUGAACAUGGCCUCGGAGACAAAGGGCCGCUUGGCCGGCAAGAAUGCCAUCAUCACUGGAGGCGCUGGUGGCAUAGGCCUCGAGACAUCGAUCCUCUUCGCUAAAGAGGGCGCGAGUGUUUUGGUGGUCGACAUCUCCGGGCCGGCGCUCGAGAAAGCGAAGGCGAAGGUCUUGCAGCUGGUACCGCACGCCAAGCGGGUAGAAACAGCGACUUGUGACGUUUCCAAAGAAGAUCAGGUCAAGGCGACGAUAGAGUCGCUAGAUUCGUGGGGGGGCCUCGACGUUAUCUUUAAUAACGCGGGAAUUAUGCAUGCGCGGGACGACGACGCGGUCGGCACGCCCGAAGAUAUCUGGGACCUGACGAUGUCGAUCAACGUGAAGGGGGUUUGGUACGGGUGCAAGCACGCGGUGCUGGCGCUACGGCGGAACAAGAAGACGAAGGGCAGCAUCAUCAAUACGGCGUCGGUGGUCGCGCUCGUCGGCUCGGCGACACCACAGCUCGCGUACACCGCGUCGAAGGGGGCUGUGCUGGCGCUGACGCGCGAGCUCGCCGUCGUCCACGCGCGCGAAGGCUUCCGCUUCAACAGCCUGUGCCCGGCGCCGCUCAACACGCCGCUGCUCCAGGACUGGCUCGGCGACGACGCCCCCAAGCGCGCCCGCCGCGAGAUCCACUUCCCCACAGGCCGCUUCGGCGAGGCAGUCGAGCAGGCCCAGGCCGUCCUCUUCCUCGCCUCCGACGAGGCUGGCUUCGUCAACGGCCACGACAUGGUCGUCGACGGCGGCAUGAGCAAGGCCUACGUUACCGCCGAGGGCCCUGCCCUCCCAGCGCCGACGAACAACGCCCUCAAGAACGAACUAUAGAUGCCGUCGCGGCUGCGAAAGCAGCUCUUGACGAGAUAGCUGGGUCCUACGACUAGGCACCGACGCAAAAAUGUCCAGAGAGCAGAGUCUAGGUACCAGAGAGGGGCCGAAGCGGCCACGCGGUAUCAACCCUGACAAUCGAAUAUGUUCUUUU